Molecule: messenger RNA, 929 nt
Organism: Hibiscus syriacus
Lineage: Eukaryota; Viridiplantae; Streptophyta; Magnoliopsida; Malvales; Malvaceae
Product: BAG family molecular chaperone regulator 4-like
Exons: 4
Coding region: 309-737 (142 amino acids)
Biological process (GO): protein stabilization
Cellular component (GO): cytoplasm
Molecular function (GO): protein-folding chaperone binding; adenyl-nucleotide exchange factor activity
Source: RefSeq, a predicted model, not a curated record
UAGUCGAUUUGCCUCCUCCCGUCUUAUUGGGUAAAUCAAUAGUCAAAUACUCCAAGCUUCUGUUGUUCCCAAAUGAGAAAUCCCAACACCAAAAGCGAAGAAACAUCCCACUGUGAGGCAAGACCAGGAGGGAUGCUGGUCCAGCGGAGAGACACCAUGAAAGCGACGACGCUAUUUAUCAAAACCACGAUCAUGGACCUGCGUCGGCAUCCUCUGGCGGGCCCACUCAUGGCCCGGGCCAGCACCAGCUCCAUGCCCCUGUCCCCGCCCAUUCUGCUUUAGCAAACAAUGAUAAUAAGGUUGAAGAGAUGAAGGAAAGUGAAGAAAUGUCGAAGGCCUUUGAGGCGGUUGCUGGAGUCAGAAAAGAAGUCGACAAGCUGUCCGAAAGAGUUGCUGCUUUAGAAGUGGUCGUGAACAGUGGGACAAAGGUUGCAAAUGAGGAAUUUGAUGUAUCGGCAGAGCUACUCAUGAGGGAGCUGUUGAAAUUGGACGGGAUCGAGGCUGAGGGAGAAGCGAAGUUACAGAGGAAGGCCGAGGUACGGCGUGUCCAAAACUUCCACGACACGCUCGACAAAUUAAAGACGAGAAAUUCAAAUCCUUUUAUCGACAAACAUAAUGCCGUAAAAGUCGCAACAAAUUGGGAGACUUUCGACUCCGGGAUGGGAAGCUUGACUGCCCCUCCGCCUACGUCGUCUUCAACAAAUGUAACACGGGAUUGGGAACGGUUUGAUGAUUAGUUCAUAUUUGCACUAGAUGGAGACAUUGACUGCCUCUCUAUCCACGUCCUCUUGGAUUUGAUUAGUUAAUAUUUGCCUAAAUUCUUGUGGAACAUGAUAUAUUAGGUUUCUUUGUAAUAGUUUUGGUGCUACAUUUAUUUUUUUCAAGGCCAAGCGGAAUUAUCUUCUGCUUGAAAGACGUCUUGAUUAUUA